AGAGUCCUUGCGCGGCUGUGGGAAAGCAGAGUGGAGCCAGGACUUGCCUAGCGUGGAGCAGGCGCCAGAGCCAUCGCAGACCCCCAGGCACACCAGCAGCGCGCCUCGCACCACACCGCCCUGCUCGUCGUGGGACGGAGCGGAGCUGCAGCCCCACGCAUCACCCAGGACCCACUCGCCACCACCGCCUUCGCAGCACCCAUGGGGACCAGGAGACUUUAAAGGAGUUUGGGGUUUCGGGAGCAGGGAAACCACCGAUCCCAGCUCCUGCCUUUCGCCUCGCCUCGUCAUUGAUGGGCAACCAACUGGACCGCUUCACCCACCUCAACUACAGUGAGUUGCCUACGGGAGACCCGUCUGGAAUCGAAAAGGACGAGCUGCGGGUCGGGGUCGCUUACUUCUUCUCGGAUGAGGAGGAGGACCUGGACGAACGAGGGCAGCCCGACAAGUUCGGUGUGAAGGCACCCCCAGGCUGCCCACCCUGCCCGGACAGUCCUAGCCACCACCACCACCACCUGCUGCACCAGUUGCUCCUCAACGAGACUCAAUUCUCUGCCUUCCGAGGCCAGGAAUGCAUCUUUUCCAAAGUGAGCGGUGGCCCUCAGGGCGCCGACCUGAGCGUCUACGCAGUCACCGCGCUGCCAGCGCUCUGCGAGCCUGGCGACCUGCUGGAGCUGCUGUGGCUGCAGCCGGAGCAGGAGCCGCCCGCGCCCGCCCCGCACUGGGCCGUCUACGUGGGCGGCGGGCAGAUCAUCCACCUGCACCAAGGCGAGAUCCGCCAGGACAGCCUGUACGAGGCGGGCGCGGCCAACGUGGGCCGGGUGGUGAAUAGCUGGUACCGCUACCGCCCGCUGGUGGCCGAGCUGGUGGUGCAGAACGCUUGCGGCCACCUGGGCCUCAAGAGCGAGGAAAUCUGCUGGACUAACUCGGAGAGCUUUGCGGCCUGGUGCCGCUUCGGAAAGCGGGAGUUCAAGGCCGGUGGGGAGGUGCAGGCUGGCACGCAGCCCCCGCAGCAGCAGUACUAUCUCAAGGUGCACCUGGGCGAGAACAAGGUGCACACUGCCAGGUUCCAUAGCCUGGAGGACCUCAUCCGCGAGAAGCGCCGGAUCGAUGCCAGCGGCCGCCUGCGCGUACUCCAGGAGCUGGCCGACUUCGGGGAUGACAAGGAGUAGCCGCCAAGGGGCCAUCUGCCCGCCGCCUCCCCGCACCCGCGCUCCCUUCCCACACCCACCCGGGGCUUUGCAGCCGGUGACUCUAGAACUCCCGACCCCUCCCGUGGAGUCUCGGCCUGCUGCACCCCAGCACCCCUUGGCCAGCGGCAGGAGGGGGGUGCGCGAGCGCGCCUAGCCCAGAGUUGCGGUAGUGGGGACACAGUGGGUGGACCCAGCGCGCCCCUUUGCCUGGAGUUGUACUGGGGACAGAAGGACGCAGGCUAAGGGGAGCAGGGUCAUAAUACAGUGGUUGGUCAGUGACUUGGACAGGGAAAGCACCCUUGACUGAAAAAAGGGGGGCUAUCGCCGCACCCUACCCCUUAACACAAAAACCGAAGCUAGGCGAGAUGCGUCCCCAGGUGGCAGGAUUUCCAAGAAAUCGAGCCCGUCCCUUUUGCACUUGUGAGUAAUUCCACAAGAGAGCACUUCGGGAAUCAACUCAUCCUGAGGCUGCCAGAGACUUUUCCAGCUGUCUAGCCCCAGGUCUCCUGCCUGCCCCGUGUUCAGCGCCCCGGGCUGCUUCCUGGCUCUCAGGACUGAGGGAAGCAAGCGCCACCCGGACCUGCAUUCGCCAGCGAGUCUGGGAAGCCU
This is a messenger RNA of Ochotona princeps (American pika), 1802 nucleotides long. It is a transcript of the gene LRATD1, whose product is annotated as LRAT domain containing 1. The coding region runs from base 294 to 1172 and encodes 292 amino acids. The record is from RefSeq and is a predicted model, not a curated record. Lineage: Eukaryota; Metazoa; Chordata; Mammalia; Lagomorpha; Ochotonidae. The transcript has 2 exons.